GCAAUACUCUUUUACAAGUAUAAAACCUAGUGAUUUUUUAUCAAAAGUUUGUUCAAACAAAUAUAUCGUCGUGUCGCACAGGAUAGCGAUUAUUUACAGCAUGGGACGUUACCAAUUAUAUGUGGCCGUCAUGGCAAUAGCUAGCUUAGCCGCAGUACAGAAAGCUAGUGCUGACGAGUAUGCCGACUAUUCCGCUGACGAACAAUACGAUGAGCCGAAAGAGAUGUCCGAAUCAAAAAUAGAGCACCAUCAGUGUGAAGAAUACAAAUCGAAGAUUUGGAACCAGGCAUUUAGCAAUCCAUCGGCUAUGCAGUUGAUGGAAGUAGUGUUUCAAACAAGUAAAGAAUUGGGCACCAAUGAAGUGUGCUCAGAUACAAUUCGAGUCAUUUCUAAUUUCGUCAAUGUGAUGGCCACUAACCAGAAUGCUCACUACUCGGUGGGUAUGUUGGGCAAGAUGCUGUCGUUCAUUUUGAGAGAGGUGGACGUGACGUCGAAUAAGUUCGUAGAGACAAAGGGCGUGUUCGAACGCAUCGCGAAAAAUGAUAAGAUCCGCGACUAUAUCAAGAAUUCCACCUCCCGAGCCAUCGACUUGCUCAAGAUACCAGUGAUUAGAAGCCGACUAGUCAGAGUAGUGAAAGCUUUCGAGAGUCUGAUUAAACCAUCCAGAAACUAACAAAGGGCCAAGCAGAGGAUUAAUGGACUAGUAAAAUUUCUAAUAAACAUGUCCAUAUAAUAGACUAGUGAUAUUUAUGUAUAAUUAUAUGUAUACAUUAAAUGUACAUUUACUUAAAAAAAUCUAACAUAUAAUCUCACCCUCAGUCGUUUUAAUUUUUUUAUAUACAAUACCACACAUUAGGUAUUUGAUUCACCACUCACCUUUAUCCUUGAAAUAAAUAUUUUCGUUAUCACUA
Messenger RNA from Rhopalosiphum maidis (corn leaf aphid), 911 nucleotides. RefSeq lists its product as uncharacterized. The record is from RefSeq and is a predicted model, not a curated record. Lineage: Eukaryota; Metazoa; Arthropoda; Insecta; Hemiptera; Aphididae. The transcript is spliced from 2 exons. The coding region runs from base 101 to 673 and encodes 190 amino acids.